Gigantopelta aegis is the source of this 5255-nucleotide messenger RNA. RefSeq lists its product as uncharacterized. The transcript has 10 exons. Bases 1 to 4626 code for a protein of 1541 amino acids. NCBI's taxonomy places the organism in Eukaryota, Metazoa, Mollusca, Gastropoda, Neomphalida, Peltospiridae. The record is from RefSeq and is a predicted model, not a curated record.
AUGUCUAGUAACACACCAGGUGACAUGUCCAAUAGCACACCAAGUGACAUGUCUAGUAGCUCAGCGAGUGACAUGUUCAGAAGCACACCAAGUUACAUAUCCAGUAGCACACUAAGUGACAUGUCUAGUAACACACCAGGUGAUAUGUCUAGUAGCGCACCAAGUGACACGUUCAGUAGCACACCAAGUGACAUGUUCAGUAGCACACCAAGUGACAUAUCCAGUAGCACACCAAGUGACAUGUCCAGUAGCACAGCAAGUGACAUGUCUAGUAGCACACCAAGUGAUAUGCUCAGUAGCACACCAAGUGACAUGUCUAGUAGCACACCAGGUGACAUGUCCAGUAGCUCACCACAUGACAUGUCUAGUAGCACACCAAGUGACAUGUUUAGUAACACGCCAAGUGGCAUGUUUAGUAGCACACAAAGUGACAUGUUCAGUAGCACACCAAGUGACUUAUCCAGUCGCACACCAAGUAACAUGUCCGGUAGCACAGCAAGUGACAUGUCUAGUAGCACACUAAGUGACAUGUCUAGUAACACACCAGGUGAUAUGUCUAGUAGCGCACCAAGUGACACGUUCAGUAGCACACCAAGUGACAUGUUCAGUAGCACACCAAGUGACAUAUCCAUUAGCACACCAAGUGACAUGUCCAGUAGCACAGCAAGUGACAUGUCUAGUAGCACACCAAGUGAUAUGCUCAGUAGCACACCAAGUGACAUGUCUAGUAGCACACCAAGUAACAUGUCUAGUAGCACACCAAGUGACAUGUCCAGUAGCACACCAAGUGACAUGUCUAGUAGCACACCAAGUGACAUGUCUAGUAGCACACCAGGUGACAUGUCCAGUAGCUCACCACAUGACAUGUCUAGUAGCACACCAAGUGACAUGUUUAGUAACACGCCAAGUGGCAUGUUUAGUAGCACACAAAGUGACAUGUUCAGUAGCACACCAAGUGACUUAUCCAGUCGCACACCAAGUAACAUGUCCGGUAGCACAGCAAGUGACAUGUCUAGUAGCACACCAAGUGAUAUGCUCAGUAGCACAACAAGUGACAUGUCUAGUAGCACACCAAGUGACAUGUCUAGUAGCACACCAAGUGACAUGUCUAGUAGCACACCAAGUGAGAUGCGCAGUAGCACACCAAGUGACAUAUUCAGUAGCACACCAAGUGACAUGUCUAGUAGCACACCAGGUGACAUGUCCAGUAGCUCAACACGUGACAUAUCUAGCAGCACACCAAGUGACAUGUUUAGUAACACGCCAAGUGGCAUGUUUAGUAGCACGCCAAGUGGCAUAUUUAGUAGCACACAAAGUGACAUUUUCAGUAGCACACCAAGUGACAUAUCCAGUAGCACACCAAGUAACAUGUCCAGUAGCACAGCAAGUGACAUGUCUAGUAGAACACCAAGUGAUAUGCUCAGUAGCACACCAAGUGACAUGUCUAGUAGCACACCAAGUGACAUGUCCAGUAGCACACCAAGUGACAUGUCUAGUAGCACACCAAGUGCCAUGUCCAGUAGCACACCAAGUGACAUGUCUAGUAGCGCACAAAGUGACAUAUCCAGUAGCACACCAAGUGACAUGUCCAGUAGCACACCAAGUGACAUGUCUAGUAGCACAUCAGGUGACAUGCCCAGUAGGUCACCACGUGACAUGUCUAGUAGCACACCAAGUGACAUGUUUAGUAGCACACCAAGUGACAUGUCUAGUAGCACACCAAGUGACAUGUCCAGUAGCACACCAAGUGACAUGUCUAGUAGCACACCAGGUGACAUGCCCAGUAGCUCACCACGUGACAUGUCUAGUAGCACACCAAGUGACAUGUUUAGUAGCACACCAAGUGACAUGUCCAGUAGCACACCAAGUGACAUGUCUAGUAGCACACCAGGUGACAUGCCCAGUAGCUCACCACGUGACAUGUCUAGUAGCACACCAAGUGACAUGUUUAGUAGCACACCAAGUGGCAUGUUUGGUAGCACGCCAAGUGGCAUGUUUAUUAGCACACGAAGUGACAUGUUCAGUAGCACACCUAUUGACAUAUUCAGUAGCACACCAAGUGCCAUGUUCAGUAGCACACCGAGUGACAUGCUCAGUAGCACACCAAAUGACAUGAUCAGUAGCACACAAAGUGUCACAUCUAGUAGUACACCGAGUGACAUGUUUAGUAGCACACCAAGUGACAUCUCUAGUAGCAAACCGAGUGACAUGUUUAGUAGCACACCAAGUGACAUGUCUAGUAGUACACCAAGUGACACGUUCAGUAGCACAUCUAUUGACAUAUUCAGUAGCACACAUAUUGAUGUAUUCAGUAGCACACGGAGUGACAUAUUAAGUAGCACACGAAGUGACAUGUUCAGUAGCACACCAAGUGACAUGUCCAGUAGCACACCAAGUGAGAUGUCUAAUAGCACACCAAGCGACAUGUCCAGUAGCACACCAAGUGACAUGUUCAGUAGCACACCAAGUGACAUGUCCAGUAGCACACCAAGUGAGAUGUCUAAUAGCACACCAAGCGACAUGUCCAGUAGCACACCAAGUGACAUGUUCAGUAGCACACAAAGUGACAUGUCCAGUAGCACACCAAGUGACAUGUCCAGUAGCACACCAAGUGACAUGUCUAGUAGCACACCAUGUGACAUGUCCAGUAGCUCACCACGUGACAUGUCUAGUAGCACACCAAGUGACAUGUUUAGUAGCACACCAAGUGGCAUGUUUGGUAGCACGUCAAGUGGCAUGUUUAUUAGCACACCAAGUGACAUUUUCAGUAGCACACCUACUGACAUAUUCAGUAGCACACCAAGUGCCAUGUUCAGUAGCACACCAAGUGACAUGUUCAGUAGCACACCAAGUGACAUGUUUAGUAGCACACCGAGUGACGUGCUCAGUAGCACACCAAGUGACAUGAUCAGUAGCACACAAAGUGUCACAUCUAGUUGUACACCGAGUGACAUGUUUAGUAGCACACCAAGUGACAUCUCUAGUAGCAAACCGAGUGACGUGUUUAGUAGCACACCAAGUGACAUGUCUAGUAGUACACCAAGUGACAUGUUCAGUAGCACAUCUAUUGACAUAUUCAGUAGCACACCUAUUGAUGUAUUCAGUAGCACACGAAGUGACAUAUUAAGUAGCACACCAAGUGACAUGUUCAGUAGCACACCAAGUGACAUGUUCAGUAGCACACCAAGUGACAUGUCUAGUAGCACAGCGAGUACUACACGAGGUACUACACCAAGUACAACAUCUAGCACAACACCAACACCAGGAGGAGACACAUCCACGAGGAGGCCGGAUUCCAGUCAAGCACGUUUCAGACUGUCGUUUUCCCUUGAAUUUUCAAAGCUACUUUUCAAUGACGACUUGAAAGACCCUCGAACAAAGCUCUAUGCAAACUACACAGGAGAGCUGAGAUCUCAACUGACACGAAUCUACACAAACGUUCCAGGUUUUAACUACGUAGAUAUAAAAGGAUUUAGAAAUGGAAGCGUCAUUAAUCUCUACACCGUGGUUUUAAACGUCGGCCAAACAAACAAAAGCCUUGUUAUUGAUGUUCUCUUCGACGAAGUGCUUCGGGACCUCGAAAACGUCACACUCGAUGGAUCGGAUGUUAAUAGGACGUCACUGUAUAAAACCAUGACAACAGAACUUGACAAUGCCAAGAAAAUUCUGUCCGACAUCUGUAAUGCUAUAAAUAUGUGCCACGUCAACGAGACAUGUCAUGGCACUGAUGCUGUUGACGUCACGUGUUCACCGCGUUGUAAUGGAAACAUUUGUACAGACGAUGGCGACUGUUACGUCCGCGAUGAUGGGUCAACUGGAUGCAGAUGUAAGAUAAGUGACAAGUACGUGUACAGUGGUGACAGGUGUGAGAUGCUUGAUGUAUAUUAUUGUAGAUGUAAAACAAGUGACAAGUAUGUGUACAGCGGUGACAGAUGCAAGACAAGUGACAAGUAUGUGUACAGCGGUGACAGGUGUGAGAUACGCGGUGAGAAACUUCUCCUCACAUCUGAGGAAAUCGUCGCCAUUGCUGUAGGAACUGGAGGAGGAAUCAUCCUUCUGCUGGUGAUUGCGCUAAUCUGCACGUGCUGCUGGAAACAGAGAAAAGCAGACGACAAAUACAGUCUGUUUGACGAUUUUAAGUCGGAACAAGCACAGCCAUACCCAUCUAUGGCGAGUAACCUGGGAAUGUCGAGCAAAGAUGAAUAUCGCCGGAAAUUCGUCAUGCCACGUGCUGCGGAAAAUCCCGAAUAUCAACCCUCAAACCAGAAUGACUUCGUCUUCUACUACGGUGGAUUGACCAAUCGUAGUUCAGGAAGCGAGUGGCGUAAUUACAUUCACGAUACACACGACGACGCUGAGACAUCACGUGAUACACCACGUGACAUUCCACUCAGUACCUUCCAGGAUAGAGCUGCGGUUCCGUUCGGUUCUGAGAGACUAGAUGAGAAACCUGGAACGUGUGAAAGUCUUCUUCUGGAUAACACGACAGCAGAUAGAACAUCUGUGUACGAAAGAAUCAACACUGAAACCACAUUUACUUUUAAAAGACCAACGUUAAGUUUGAAACCUGAAGAUUUUGAGGGAGGAAGUUCGUAUCAACUAAAGGGAGAUAACUAUUCAUAUUAAAAGGGAGGAACUCUCCAUUUCAACUAGAGGGAGAGAAAUUGUCAUGGAUUGUGCGCUUCUCAGUAUGCCGUAAAACCGCAUUAAACUUUAAUGAUGUUUAGGACUCAAAACUUCAAGGCACAAACUUUGACCUUUGCAAUGAAUAAAAAGUGACGGCGAAUUGGGAGGAAUGACUGUUGUAAAACUGUGGGUUUUUUGUUUACCGAUUUAUGCGUGCAGGGGCGGAUGGUUUCCCAGUUGCACGACCCCCCCCCCCUCCCCGUCCCUUCCCCCGGCUAAAAAAAACCCCAACCCCACCACGUAGAUCUAAAUUGAUGUCCACGUAAAAUUUAUAAUUUCGAAUUAUAAACAUUUAUAUAUUAUUUCGGACUGCGUGUGUAUGUAAAUGUGUAUUUGAGUACAGGUGCGUGAGAGUUCAUGCUCCACGUAUGACUAUUUUAAUAAUAGUAAAUCCCAGUACCAUAUUCCUCUAGUAUUUGUUGUAUACGAGAGAUAACACUUGUUUUUGACUUCCAUUAUUUUCCAAGCCGCCUUUCUGGAUCGAUCCCCAUCGGUGGACCUAUUGGGCUAUUUCUCGUUCUAGAAAGUGCUCCACAACUGGUGUAACAAAGGCCAUGGUAUGUACUAUC